This is a messenger RNA of Pecten maximus, 1963 nucleotides long. RefSeq lists its product as uncharacterized. NCBI's taxonomy places the organism in Eukaryota, Metazoa, Mollusca, Bivalvia, Pectinida, Pectinidae. The coding region runs from base 1 to 1797 and encodes 598 amino acids. The record is from RefSeq and is a predicted model, not a curated record. Gene Ontology annotation, biological process: transmembrane transport; carbohydrate transport. Gene Ontology annotation, molecular function: symporter activity. Gene Ontology annotation, cellular component: membrane. The transcript has 9 exons.
AUGCGAAUAAGACCAGAAAUCAAUGCAGAGAGUAUAAGUUCGUUGGCUGCCAACAUUUCCGUUUUCGUAGUGGCCGCCAUUGUCCUAGGCGUUUCCGGUGACCACAGUACUUCCGCUUUCACGACAGAAGACGCUGUCUCGUUCUCGUACAUCUCCUACUUUAUCCUGGUAACUGGUGGUUCCUGUUGUAUUGCGUUCUACCUUCUGGUCCCGGAGAAAAAGCAAACAUGUGACGAGGCGAGUGACCAAUUCAACGGAUGCUGUUACAGGUCAAAGGCCAUUCUCCCAUACGGCAGCACGAGGGCGAGUAAUUUACGUAGAGGAUCCAAUAUGGCGACGCUGACUGUGGACAAUGGUAAACUGUCAGAUAGAAGACGGUCACUUUCUGGUGGUUCGGGUCAGCAAAUGGCCAGCAGACAAACAAAAACCUCACAAACUCUCCCGCCAAUAAAGGCUGAAGAAAACAGGGCAAAGUCACCUAACAGUUUGUCGAAAACCGGACACCUCAUUAUAAAUGUUAAAAAAUUGACUGACAGUGAUAAAAUGGCGAAUGGAGGUAAAGGUCAAGGGUCAGAGAAUAGAGGUCAAGGAAUUACUGUGAAGACAAGUUUAUCUGGAGUAGAUGAUAACAAAAAAUCAAACACGCAGGAUUCGCCAGGAAAAAGUAAGGUGCAAUUGAAAGCUUCAACAGAUACAGACAAAUCUCCGACACAAACAAGAAAACUCGACCUUAAGAGAACAGUGAACCUCGCUGUUAACACUACGAAAGUAAGUACUAAUUUAAAAACCAAACAGUUGCUGAAUCCCGGAGACAUCAAAACCGGAAAUAGAUCGCCUUCCCCGGGCGUUAGUGGGCGGAAAUCAAGCGAGGUUGAUACGUCACAAAAUGAAUCACCUUGGUGCUGUAUUUGUCCUCGAAAAACUGUCAAGGUCACUGGCAAGUCAAGGUCAUCUAGGCAGACGUCGGUCAAAAUCAGGACGGGAAAAUCAACAGACAAUUCUAAAAAUAGCUCAAGAGUUUCGGAAAAAUCAGAAUCAUGCUGCUACUGUUGCAGACGACAAAAAGACGAAAGAUCACGAACCAAAGUUCAAGGGUCAGACAAGAAACGGGAGUGUUGCCCAUGGUUCAAAGGAAUGUGUAGGAAACCAAAGUUCUUUAAGAGUGUCAUUAUCCACGCAUGCUCAAAACUGGCGUUCCUCAUAGCUCAGGUUUACAUGCCGCUUUACCUUACCGAGUCUCUGGCAAUGCACAAGAUUUCCACAGCCAUAGUUCCCCUUGUCGUGUACCUAGCUGGAUUUGUAGCCACAAUAGUGACAAGAAAGAUCAACGCCAAAUAUGGACGAAAGAGGACAUUCGCCAUAGGAGAAGGUUGUGUAUUGGGUGCAUCUGUCUGGCUUUUCUUCAUUCCUGUUGAGACUAGCGGUCAAGUGUACGCCACAGCCUGUCUUCUAGGAGUGGGACUGUCUACAUUACAGGUUCGAUCUGUUGCUAUGAUGACCGAUUUGACCGGAUCUCCUGUCGAUACAGGAGCGGCAGUGUUCGGUGUGAAUGAGAAGAUAAUUCAGGCUGUAGCUAUCAUUCUGCUACAACUACUUAGUCCUUGCAGACUUGACGCGGAUUCAGAUGACUGUAAGCUGUUCUAUAGGAGCAUCAUGCUGUCAAUGCCUGGAGGCUCGACCUUCAUAAGCUUUCUUGUACUGUCUCUAGCCAAGAUCGUCGGUAUUGACGAUGAGGAACAGGGAUUGGAAGUGUCUGACGGCAACGCUAUAGAGAUAAGCUCCAGUAUCGCCGUGUGACAUACAACCCAAUUGAAGGGUACUGGGCGAUGCCAUCAAAUCUUCAUAAACCUGAAUCAUUCCGAACUUUAUAUAUUCUUCUGCGUGAAUUUCAAUUACCCCUCAUUGUAUACAAACAUGCUUAUAAAUGUUUUCACAUCAAAUUGUGUAUUAUUUCUGUUAAAAU